Messenger RNA from Aspergillus alliaceus, 1808 nucleotides. Its product is annotated as putative MFS transporter. The record is from RefSeq and is a predicted model, not a curated record. Gene Ontology annotation, cellular component: membrane. Lineage: Eukaryota; Fungi; Ascomycota; Eurotiomycetes; Eurotiales; Aspergillaceae. The coding region runs from base 114 to 1790 and encodes 558 amino acids. The transcript has 4 exons. Gene Ontology annotation, molecular function: transmembrane transporter activity. Gene Ontology annotation, biological process: transmembrane transport.
GUGCUAAAUGCAGGACAGGGACGGUAACUCUACUGUUGCAAUUUUGGUUAAAUCCUUCUCGAGAAGACAUGCGUUAUUGAGCUGCAAAUAGUGAGCUUUUCGAAUACCCAGACAUGGCCUCCUUGUUUCCUCAGUCGACGGAGGCCGCGUAUUCCACGUCUAGUAACACAACACCUCAAUAUACCCCCGUCUCCGACAGGUCCGAAGAUGAAUCCGGCCCACCAACUCGCCCACCUCCCGGCUCAUUGACAGUGCAAACGCAAUUCAGUGCCGAUGGUGAUGAUGGAUAUGAUUCUUUUGAAGAUGCCGAAGACAAACCCAAUAGUACUACCGGCUUCCCGAAGUAUACGGCCAUAGAAGAGCAGCAGAUUGUGAAGAAAUUCGAUCGCCGGCUAGUCCCAUUCUUAGCGUUACUUUACCUGCUCUCCUUUCUUGAUCGAUCUAAUAUUGGAAAUGCCAAAAUUGCUGGAAUGACAGACGAUCUACAUCUCUCAUCUUCUCAGUAUGAAUGGCUCUUGACAGCCUUUUACAUUACGUAUAUCCUCUUCGAAUGGAUGACUUUAAUGUACCGUCUUGUGCCGCCACACAUCUACAUCUCACUUUGUGUAUGCGGAUGGGGCUUGGUCGCAUGUUUUCAAUCUUUAGCUACUUCAUUCGGGACAUUGGUCUUUCUGCGUGCUCUGCUUGGGAUCACAGAAGCAGCAUUUGGCCCAGGUAUUCCUUUCUACCUAUCACUCUUCUACAAACGCGAAGAACUCGCAUUUCGAAAUGGACUGUUCAUUUCCGCGGCCCCCCUGGCUUCGUCGUUUGCAAGUAGUCUCGCUUGGGGGAUAGUCAAAAUGAGCAAUAACGGCCCAAUCUCGCCCUGGCGCACUCUGUUCCUGGUGGAAGGGUUCCCAAGCGUGAUCGUUGCAGUUUUCGCCUGGAUCUUGAUCCCGGACUCACCCGGCAGUGCGUGGUUUCUAGGACCUCGACAGCGAAUGGUCGCCGAGCUACGAAUGGAAGAAAGCAAACCGAAUCACCAUGAGCUACGCCGAGGCAAAUUCAACUGGAAGGAAGUCAGGAACGCGUUAACCGAUCCCAAAUCCUACCUGACGGCCUUCAUGUUCUUCAGCUGCAAUGUAGCAUUCAGCUCCAUGCCCGUCUUCCUUCCCACCAUCAUAGAAGAUAUGGGCUACUCUUCCGUAACCUCACAAGCCCUCUCCGCACCACCUUUCCUUUUCGCCUUCAUCAUAGUCCUGCUCACAGCCUACAUCUCCGACCGCAACCGCAAAAGGAGUCUAUACCUCAUCACACACGCCCUCCUCUCAUCAGCCUCCUACCUCAUCAUUGCCUUGACCGGCUACUUCCACGACCACCUCCCCUCCAGAGCCCAUAUCCUCAUCCGAUACCUCUGCGUCUACCCCGCAACAGCCGGCUUCUUCUCUGCCAUCACGCUAAUCAUGACCUGGACCAUGGACAACCGCGUCGCGAAAGAAGGUAAGGGCGCUAGCAUCGCCAUCAUGAACAUCAUCGGUCAGUGUGGACCCCUGCUUGGAACGAGGUUGUACCCCAGUGUUGAUCGCCCGUGGUAUAUCCGUGGUAUGGCGGCUUGUUCGUUUUUCAUGGUUGUUGUGGCGGUUUUGGCGUUUGUGUUGAGGGUCAUGCUGCUGCGGGCAUGUCGCACGGUCGAGCAAGAGGAGGAUGAGAUUGAGAUGGAGAGAGCGGGCGGUGGGGAGGAGAGUGAGGUGCUCAUGGGUGGGCGAAAUGUCGGGCGCAAUGUGGAGGAGAAAUUUACGUAUAUCAUCUGACGUAGAUAUUGAUUCUGG